AGACUACCUUUACAAGAGGUGCACUGUUGAAACGAACAAAAAAAUUCCACAUCUGAACGUGUUCCAUUUUUCUCUCAAACAAUUGAAUAUGUAUAAUAUGGUCAGAAAUUCGAUGAGUCAGCCAGCCUAGCCAUGUAUCCCAACUCCGCAGAAGCUUCUAUCCAUGAAUUCUCUAGCCAGGACACGGUAGCCCACCUGACUCACCUGACAGGAAGUGCAGAGGUCAUACUGGAUAAUGGCACGACAACGUGGCUCUUUUUGAGAGACAGCUCAGGCAUGAAGUUCGUAGCGUGCAGUCCCAAGCUUCUCUACACCGUCUGGCAAGUUUUAAAGCAGUUGAUUUUGUCAGGAAACACAUCCAAGGUCAUACUGGUCAGGUCAAAGGUCACAGAUCGUCCCAUUUUCUCUAACUACGUUUCUGAUGCUCUUUCCAUUUGGCUGGUCAAGAAGCUGGACCUCCAUUGCCAGAAGUCUUUAUCUCGUCGUCCUAUGGAGCUCUGUGACCGUCUUCAUCCUUCUCUACCCAAAAAUCUCCGUGGGUCUCCAGCGUAUAUGAGACAAUGCCUUCAUUCAUCUCGUCAGGAAUUUCUUAGCCUUGUUCUCAAACAGAAGAAAUGGCCCUGCCCAUAUCUAAGCAUUAUCAACGGCCUGGGGUCAAAGGUGACGGCCGUGCUACUAACCCUAGGGUCAAAGGUGACGGCCGUGCAACUACCUCUACACGAUGAGGCCGAUCGAAUCCUGGUUAUAAAUGGUGUCGAGAAGCAGCCAGAGGUUACGGCCUUGACAUUGCAGGAAGAGGCCGAGCUCGAGCAGGCCGUAGUUGAUGUCCAGGUAGCUGGACAGGCAGAGGAGACCAAAAUGAUGGAUGUGUAUGAUGGGCCUGAUCACAUGACCUCUUGUCGUGGACAUUGGAAGAAUGCGUGGCUUUUCGUCAUGGUCAUGUUGUUGCAGGUGUCGGGCCUGAAGUGUCAGCGCUGUGUUGACUGGAUAGAUAUAGUUCGUUUUCGAGCCGAUAUACCUGGCUCCUAUUUUGGCCUAACCACCUACCUGUCCACGUACCGCCUCCAUUACUGUCGGUACGGAUGUUGCGGCAGCUACAAAGAGGAAUGCUGCCCCAAGCCACACAUGAACGUCACUGGGCAGCCUGAUGUCGAGUCUGAUGAUGAAGAAGAUGAGUCUGAUGAUGAAGAAGAGCCAGACAUGAACACCAAUGAGCAACCUGAUGUCGAGUCUGCUAAUGAAAAACCUAGAGAAAAUGCGACGGAACCCUGCAAGUGUGAGGAAUCAUCAGACGAUGGUCACAAAGAAGCUGACAACUACCAAGAUGAGCUAUUGUUCGGCCUGGUUGCUACAGCUGCCCUCCUGUUUUUCACCCUGGUCAAUAGCCUGAAGAAGAGGAAGAAACAUAGGUCAAGGCAUUAG
Physella acuta is the source of this 1422-nucleotide messenger RNA. RefSeq lists its product as uncharacterized. The record is from RefSeq and is a predicted model, not a curated record. NCBI's taxonomy places the organism in Eukaryota, Metazoa, Mollusca, Gastropoda, Physidae.